UAUACUAUUUUGUGGACAAAUAUAGAGUCAAGUAUUGGAUGACAUGUUUGUGUCAAACAGUGUCCACACGUUUAGCACACAAUUGAACGCAAUUUUUUUGCCGUCAAUUCAUUGCAUUAAUUGUUAACUAAUUUGACAUUUAAUUAAUUCAUCGUUUCGUCUGAAUUAUGCCGAAGAAUAAGGGAAAGGGAGGAAAGAAUCGAAGGCGCGGUAAGAAUGAGAACGAAACGGAAAAGAGAGAACUGGUCUUCAAAGAGGACGGACAGGAGUACGCACAAGUGAUCAAAAUGUUAGGCAACGGCAGACUGGAAGCCCUCUGUUUUGAUGGUAUUAAACGUUUGUGUCAUAUCAGAGGCAAACUUAGGAAAAAGGUUUGGAUCAAUCAGGGAGACAUAAUUCUUGUGGGUCUUCGUGAUUAUCAGGACGCCAAAGCUGAUGUCAUAUUGAAGUAUAAUCCCGAUGAGGCCCGCAAUCUUAAGUCAUACGGAGAAUUGCCCGAAACGGCCAAAAUCAACGAUACGGUCACUUUCGGUGAAGAAGAAGAAGAUGACGUCGACAUUGAUUUUGUCGAAGGAUCGGGAGAUGAAGAGAUAGACGAUAUAUAAUUGACAUCAAUUUUAUAUGCGAUUAAUAAAUAAAACAAUUGACUCAUUCAUACAAUAAUACAAUAUUGGUUUACUACAGCUUUUUUGGAUGAAAUUUUCGAUUUUUUAUAAUCAAAUUAAUUGAAUAUUUAAUAUACUGUUAUAUAACAUUUGUUUUAUUUUAUUGCAUAAUUUAAUUUAUGAUUAUUUAAUUGAGUUUAUUAAAUAUAAUUAUCGAUAUCUCAAAUUGCUGAAUACACGCUGAAUAC
Oppia nitens is the source of this 853-nucleotide messenger RNA. It is a transcript of the gene eIF1A, whose product is annotated as eukaryotic translation initiation factor 1A, Y-chromosomal-like. Gene Ontology annotation, biological process: translational initiation. The transcript has 5 exons. Gene Ontology annotation, cellular component: cytoplasm. The record is from RefSeq and is a predicted model, not a curated record. Gene Ontology annotation, molecular function: RNA binding; translation initiation factor activity. The coding region runs from base 168 to 605 and encodes 145 amino acids. Lineage: Eukaryota; Metazoa; Arthropoda; Arachnida; Sarcoptiformes; Oppiidae.